This is a messenger RNA of Tuber aestivum (summer truffle), 5079 nucleotides long. The record is from the annotation of a GenBank genome assembly. NCBI's taxonomy places the organism in Eukaryota, Fungi, Ascomycota, Pezizomycetes, Pezizales, Tuberaceae.
GCAUCUUCCGGAUUUGCCUUCAAAACAGGAAAUCGACCAAAAGAAGAGAAUAAAAUAAAAAAAGUUCCUCCCCUCACCACUGAUACCGACAUCUUCCCGUAUCACUCGAUAGAUUUCCGCAAACCUGCCUCCCCGUUUCGUGUCCGAGGGAUAUCAUGAAUGGAGGAGGAAUGUCUGGUGAUGCCGUAGGCUCGCCUGCGACGAACGGUGGUGGAGGUGCAAACGGUCAGACACUGCAACAACCACAACCACUGGACCAGAUCAAACAAGCCCUCCAAAUAGUCUACGAUCCCCACUCCUCUAAUGAUUCCCGGAAACAAGCUGGCGCAUUUCUCGAAUCUGCGAAGAGCGACAAGGAAGCGCCAUACCAUGGUUUUACCCUCGCUUACGACAGGGGUCAUGAUGCCGUUGUAAGGCAUUUCGGAUUAUUGCUCCUGGAGCAGGCUGUUCGAUUUUCCUGGGUUGACUAUACUGCGGAGGAGAGCGGCAUGGUUCGGGGUUGGAUCUUGAGCCUGGCGGAGAAUGUCAAGAUCGACGGGAGGGAUCCGGUAUAUCUACGGAAUAAAAUUGCACAGCUCUGGGUUGAGGUUGCGAAGAGAUCAUGGGCUAGCGAGUGGCUGGACAUGGAUGAGCUUCUGGUGAGGCUCUGGGACAACUCUACACAGCAAGGCAACCCAGCCCAGAGGGACUUGGUGCUCUCCAUAUUGGAGAAUCUGGUGGAGGAUGUUUUCAAUAGGGAGGACUCGGUGGCCGGGGUUAGGAAUACGCCGUUAAGCAAAGCUUGUAUCGACAUAUUUACUCCCUUGGAUGUGCUGAAGGAGAAUUUCCCGGGGCGAGAGCCAAGCGCCGUGUUGAGGUGCGGUGAAGGCGGCUGGCUGACAAGGCUUGCCGAGAUGCUGGAGAAAUGCUUGGAGGCCGGUGUGAAUAGUAAUACGGAGGUGGAAGCCUGCGCGGUCAAGGUUUUGGGAACGUUGAAAGCAUGCAUGAGCUGGGCCAUUCCAAAGUAAGCAUUGGUUUGCCAUGACGAUUCGCCAUUGCCCUGAUACUAGACUUGACCUGUUAUGCUGAUCCAUCAAUUUAGGGCCAUCGCUGCAGCAAAGGUAGUAGAGACGGUUGGACGUGCUCUGAUGGCGGAAAAAAUAUCAGUCCAAAUGGUAUCUCUUUGUUCUCUUUCGGAAACACCUUCGAUAUACUGGGUUUUGAUCCGGGAGCUAAAGCUGAUGAUCUAGGUCGCUGUAGAGUGUCUGCACACACUAUUUACGAGGGUGUUCUUUGAGGAUGAUGAUUUUCAAAAGAUUAUCUGCCCAAUGUACUAUCCCCAAACGGUGGAGCUGUUGGCAAAGAUUUUCAAUUGGAUACGAGUUGAUGCGACCGAAAUUGAUGAAGAGCGCUACCUUUUCUUGAAGAGAUACGCUGAGGUGAGUAGGGCUUUUGCCUCUUGUUAUGGGGGAUGGGGGACUUAUCUAUUAAUCCGAAAUUCAGAUGAUUGCCAAUCUCGGUGGAUUUGUAGAGGAAAAGUCGGGCUUGAUGCCGGCAGAGGCUGAUCUCGCUGGCUUCAUGAAGCUGCUCUUCCAAAUCUGUAGUCAUGACAGCUUGUCUAUUUCAAUCCCAGUCAUGAAUGCUUGGACUCGGAUUAUUCGUAAAGAUCUAUUGAGUGGCCAUGAAGCAAUUGGCCCUUUAAUUCCAGGCUUGAUAGCACUCGCUACUGCAAGGCUAAUUAGGGUAAUUGGUUUUCUUCCUUUGACUGAGAUUUUCUUGUUUUAUGCACCCUUUGGUAGAUAACUAAUACGGUCAUUAUUUAGUACGAAUCUGUGACUGAUGAAUCGAACCGGUGCAUAAUUUUCUUGAACGAGGACCUCGAUACUAUGCCUGAUCGACACGCUUUUCUCGGUAACUACCGGCGGUUCUGUCAGAGCAUUGUAGAGUGCUUGGUUAGGAAGAGUCCAUUCGACAUUUUCCCGUACAUUCUCGCGCAAGCAGAUUCCUCUCUAUCCGAACUUUAUUCUAAGGAGCCACCGUUUGCGGGUAGGUUCUGAUGGGGAAAGAUACGCUUUUUCUGGUUGCUGAUAUUGGAUGAAAUCUAGUGGAGACUUACCGGAAGAGUUCUGGCCCGUUCUUGCAGCUGGAUGCGCAUUUUACAGUUGUAGAGGCGUCAUUGAGGGGGUACAUGAAAUGGAUUGACACUGUCGGCAAGAACCCGACAGUUGACCAGACAAAUGUAAUUUCCCUGGGAAACUCAUUUCAUUUCCGAUCUGACAUUUGCAAUCUCACUGCAGAAUAAUGAUAGCCGUAAUGAACUAGAACAGCGUUUGACCGAGUGGUGCGAACGGGUCCUCAGCAUGAACUUUGGUGACCCUAUGAUCCGAAGGAGAGUUAUUCAGUUGAUGGUCACCGUUUCCACGUCGGCCCUGGAUAAGAAGGCCGACCUGAUGUUAAAGAUUUUGGAACAUGUAUGCCUUCCUGGCCUGGAUGGCUUUAACUGCCCCCCUGGACUUGACAAUAUGCUAAUUUCAGUGUAGGUUCUGUUGACUAGGCCCCGGGAAUAUCCAGCAAACCACGCCUAUACUGAUGCGGUCAAGGAACUGAUGGGUGUUUGUACGACCGAGAUACAGCGACUAGCGAUGAAGAUGCCUGAUCAUUUGAUGCUUGUGUACGAGGGCUUACAAACAAAGAUUAAUGAGAUUAUCUCCACUGAAAAUGUGGAUGACCGUACUCGGAUCGCGUUCCAUACCUUUUUAUUUACCAUCAAGUAGGUAACUCUGGGCCAAAUCCCCCUUCUGGUAGCUUGACGAAAGGCAGCUGAUUUCGCGCAUCAGUCACCGGACGAAGGAUAUCGACCCCACAGUACGGCAGUCUAGGCUCGAGAGCUAUAUUCAUCCAGUGCGUGAAACGUGGAGGGACCCUGGUCUCACGGAGUCGCUGCGAACAUUCCAAGGCUUCUGUGCCCUCUUGGGUCUUGACAAGGUCCAGGAAUACCUUAUCUCAAGAAGGGUUAAUGAAAUUCCGGAUUUUACGAAACAUGUACUAGACACAGAGGGCCAGGCUUUGCAAAACGAAUUGACGGAGAAAUUCAAAGUAGGCUUCUCAAGGGUGUACGGGCUUGUCGGGAGAUGGCUAAUUCGGUUUCUGUAGACCCUGCCGAUCAGGGCCACAAAGGCAUUCCUCGCAGUUUCUACCGAACAGCUACGGAAGCCCUCGAAUGCCCAUAAUAUUGCGUGCGCGCUUUGGCAUGAAUCCAUCCCCAUGAUUUUGCCCAAUCUCCUACAAUUUUUAACGUAAUCCCAUAUCCCCAAAAUCUUAGUGCGAAAUGAGGUACCCUAACCAAGUCUUAAUAGUCACGCGCACGCGUUUCACAACGCGGGGAAUUGGGCUGGGCUCCAACCAGAACUUCAGGCAGUCAUACGCAAAAUUUUGACUGAUAGGUUCUGGCAAGCUGGGAUAUCUACUGGGAGUAGAGACGAAUUCUAUGAAAAUGUGACGAAAACAAAGACCACGAUGGAAGGGCUCGCUUCGUCGAUAAGGGGUGCAAUCAGGAUGGUGCGCGAGGCUUGCUAUUCCAUACUCUGGUGCAUGUCAAGGUUGGACGUUCAUUUUUACGGUCUUAGCGAGCUUCCGGGGCCGCUUGCAUUGGCACUUUUCGCAGAUGCUCAUGCGCUCAGUUCGCAUCAAAUGUCUAUCUUAUUAAACAUGACCAGAUAUAUAAUUGACGACUGCCCAACCACCCUCAGAGCACAUUUUCUGACCCCUCUUCUCGCUAGUUUGUUUACCCAGGUAGAUCGGAAGAUCAGCGGCGAAUGGGAUGAGCUUAUUAGAAAGGGACAGAUUUCUCUGGGUGAGGACAAGCUUGCAGAAGAGAUGAAGGAAGAGAGCAUAUUGAGGCAACUUACAUAUACUGCUGUCUUGAUUGUCGCUGGAUUGUUGGAUCCGCAGCGCCCUGGCGAAACUGUUAACACAAAUUCCGGAUUCCUUGACCAGCUGGCGCUGCCUGAAAUGCAGGCCGCUGGACCCGGUGAACAAACCAUGAGAGAGUUCAUCCUUUCGAGUGACUGUGUCCUGGAGCCGUUAAUCCUGUUUUGUACACAUGCUCUCAGGAUGCGAGAUUCAAGAUGUUGCGGCAUUAUUAUCAGAGUCUUUAGGUCUAUUGUGCCUGAGUUCCAAGCCGAUAGAGCUGACAUUCGAGAGUUCAUAUGUCGCGAGGUGUUUAUUGCUGCUAUCGAGGUAAGGAUUUUGCAUUCCCCCCUUUACUGUUUCGGGGACAGGCUCUGAUGAAUGUUUCUAGGCACUGCACACCGAUUACUUUGUCGAUGUCCAGAAGGACCUUGCUCAACUUAUCGCUGCCAUCUUUACUUUGUACUCGCCGACUUCGGGUACCCCAAGGAGUCUGUUAUUGAACCUACCAGGACUUACGGAGGCAAAGGUGGAUGCUUGUUACAAAAAGCUUACCGCGGCUGGAAGCACCAGGCAGCAGCGAGCUCUGAUCCUGGAACUCCUGGACGGACUGAGAGGAGUCGCGAUUAGCGAAAAGGGCAAGCUCCAACGCCCACAAGUUGGCAAACAGCGCAGCCAGGCGGAGAAGAAGCAACAGCAACAAUACGCUGAAAAACGAGAGUCCCCGGAUCUCGGCGGUGUAGCUGACAUGUUUGCUUGAUAUCCUACUUUUCUUACAAAUUCGAGUGUCAUUUAUAUAAGGCUGGAUCGGUGGGUGGGCGUUCGUUGUCUAAUAUAAUUUCCAAUUUUUCUUCCCUCCGAAUUCUACAUAUUCGUCUGCUCCUUUCAUUUCUUUUAGACAUGAGGAGGGUUAUCUCGCUAAUCGUUUUUCUUCCUUACUCUUUCUACUUUUUUUUUUUUUUUUUUGCUUUUCGUUUUUGGCUUCCAACAUGUUAUUCGUCGUCACUCGCUUUUUUCCUCCUUAGCGUGACCUUCCUCCACCCAAGUGGAUUCUUUUAGCUGGCUUCAAUUGGUCUUUGUUCCUUUUUGUCUACUUUUCCGCCAAUAGUCCCUUGCUCAACUUUUUAUAUUUUACUCGGUGCGUGGCCGGGUGAUGCAUUGUUUGUACUGUAAUUUUAUGAAAAAUUUAGC